Malurus melanocephalus (red-backed fairy wren) is the source of this 2396-nucleotide messenger RNA. It is a transcript of the gene ERCC6L2, whose product is annotated as ERCC excision repair 6 like 2. The record is from RefSeq and is a predicted model, not a curated record. The coding region runs from base 244 to 2121 and encodes 625 amino acids. The transcript has 13 exons. Lineage: Eukaryota; Metazoa; Chordata; Aves; Passeriformes; Maluridae. Gene Ontology annotation, molecular function: ATP-dependent chromatin remodeler activity; ATP binding.
GCUGGUGCGGCCGCGGCUGCGGCUCUGCCGGGGCGCCCGCGGUGCGGGGAGCGGGGACAGCCACGGGCCCUUCCUUGUGGCACYCCUCACUGUGGCACCCCGGGGGCUCCCUGGGCGUGCUGGCCGCCGUCACCCGGCCGGCGGAGGGACGGCGGUGGGUCCCCAGCGCGGCGGUGCCCGUCCGCCUCCGCCCGGUGCCUCCGCCCGUGGGCCCCGUCGGGCUUUGCACAGCCAAAAGUUAAAAUGUGUGAUGAUGGUGUCCCAGACCAUUGGCGUAUUGGGGAGAAAUGCCUUGCCCCUUGUCUUGAAAAUGGAAAACUUUAUGAAGGAACAAUAACUUCUCUUGAAAAGGACAAGAAUGGAAAAUCAUUUGCUGUUGUAUCAUUCUUGGAGUCUGAAGAAAGGAAAAUAGCAGUAACAAAACUUCRUAAAGUCAAAGACAAUAGAGGACCCUGGAAAAGCUUAAUAUUUGAUGAGGGUGAUCUGGAAAAGCCAUGUUUUCCUGACCAAAGUCUUCCAUCUCCUGCGGUUGCUUUUAAAUUAUCUGACAAUGGUGAUUUUAUCCCAUAUACAAUCAACAGAUACCUACGUGAUUAUCAAAGGGAAGGAGCCCAGUUUCUGUAUAGACAUUAUGCUAAUAAAAGGGGGUGUAUUCUUGGAGAUGAUAUGGGCCUUGGAAAGACAAUACAGGUCAUUUCAUUUUUGGCUGCAGUGUUGCACAAGAAGGGGACACGUGAGGAUAUUGAAAAUAAUAUGCCAGAGUUUUUACUGAGGACGAUGAAAAGGGGCUCAGAUUGUAACCCCAAGAAGACUUUCCUCAUCGUGGCCCCUCUUUCAGUGCUGUACAACUGGAAGGAUGAGUUAGACACAUGGGGAUACUUUAAGGUCUGUAUCUUACAUGGCAGUAAAAAGGACGAUUCCAUGAGUCGCAUCAAGCAAGGGAAAUUUGAAGUUGCUCUUACAACAUAUGAGACACUUCGCUUGUAUUUGAAUGAAUUUAACAGUAUAGAGUGGUCUGCUGUGAUAGUGGACGAAGCACAUAGAAUCAAGAAUCCAAAGGCUCAAGUAACUCAAACCAUGAAGUCAUUGAAAUGCMGUGUUCGCAUAGGUCUUACUGGAACCAUUCUUCAAAACAAUAUGAAGGAGCUUUGGUGUGUUAUGGACUGGGCCAUACCAGGACUUUUAGGUAGCAGAGUACAUUUCAAGAAGAAAUUUUCUGAUCCAGUGGAGCAUGGCCAGAGGCACACUGCAACUAAAAGAGAGCUAGCAACAGGUCGUAAGGCCAUGGUGAAGCUAGCAAGAAAAAUGUCUGGCUGGUUUCUGAGACGUACCAAGGCGCUUAUCAGUGAUCAGUUGCCAAAAAAGGAAGACAGAAUGGUGUUUUGUUCCCUAACUGAAUUCCAGAAAGCGGUGUACCAGGCGGUGCUAGAGACAGACGAUGUAACCUUGGUGUUAAGAGCAGGAGAGCCCUGUAGCUGCAACAGUGGCCGGAAAAGGAAGAACUGUUGUUACAAAGUAAAUGCACAUGGUGAAACGAUAAAGUCACUGCGCUUCAGCUAUCUAAUGAUCCUACAGAAGGUUGCAAAUCAUGCUGGACUGCUGCAGACGGACAACACUAGCAAGCUGCAGGAAGCUCACAUCAAACGAGUUUGCAGCCAGGUAUUUUCCAGUUUUCCAGAUUUUGUGCAGUUAAGCAAAGAUGCAGCCUUUGAAACAAUUUCAGAUCCAAAAUACAGCGGAAAAAUGAAGGUCCUUCAGCAGCUUUUAAAUCACUUCCGAAAAAAUAAAGAUAAAGUUCUUCUUUUCUCCUUUUCCACAAAGUUGCUAGAUGUGCUGGAACAGUACUGUAUGGCAUCUGGGCUAGAUUACCGAAGACUUGAUGGAAAUACAAAAUCAGAAGAUAGGAUCAGAAUUGUGAGAGAGUUCAACAGCAUUCAAGAAAUUAACAUUUGUCUUGUAUCUACAAUGGCUGGUGGACUGGGUCUUAAUUUUGUUGGUGCCAAUGUUGUUAUACUGUUUGAUCCUACAUGGAAUCCAGCAAAUGAUCUUCAAGCGAUUGACAGAAUACUUGGAGCAAAAGUAGGUGGAGAUACAGAGAAAAAAGACGGAAACCUGAGAUAAACAGAGUGGAAGAUUUGUUUCCUGAAGAGAUGAAAGGCAGUUCUUGUGAUAGAAAAUGAGGAGAAAGCUCUUUAAACUGGGUAAGCCUGGGGAGAAACAUGGAAUACUAAGGGUAAAGGAAAAGGAAAUGAGUUACUGAGGAAAGUUUGGAAAAGGAAAACAACCCAAUCAACAUAUGCAUGAUCUAGAAUUGUCCUGUUUUAUUAGAAUGCUUUUAUAUUUUCAUUAUUUUGUUAAUWGUUUUUUACUACCUGUAAGAGCUCUAAUGUACCACU